This is a messenger RNA of Electrophorus electricus (electric eel), 1749 nucleotides long. RefSeq names its product damage-specific DNA binding protein 2 (gene ddb2). Gene Ontology annotation, molecular function: protein binding; damaged DNA binding. NCBI's taxonomy places the organism in Eukaryota, Metazoa, Chordata, Actinopteri, Gymnotiformes, Gymnotidae. Gene Ontology annotation, biological process: DNA repair; response to UV. Gene Ontology annotation, cellular component: nucleus; Cul4-RING E3 ubiquitin ligase complex. The record is from RefSeq and is a predicted model, not a curated record.
AGUACAGUAAACACGAGAAAGCAAAGGAGCACAUUGCACGGCCACCGAACUACACACAUAACGAUAGCCUACGCCUCGAAGAUGGUGAAGAGAAAGAAGACGGAAGCUGACACACGUGGAACAGAACAAGUUCUCUGCGACGCAAAAAAACAACCGAACGAUGAGUUUCCUGAAACUCGUAAGAAGCGUAAGGCCAAGAAAGAUGAAAAGACUCCACCAAAACCGGAGUCAUGCAUUCAGAUAAGUGUGAAGUGGACUGGAUGGCAGAAGAAAGGUAACCAAAUAAGCAUACCACAUUACAUUUACAAAAGCUCCCUGGGACAGCGGAUCCGAUCUCAUCUAAGACAGUGUCUCCAGGAGCCUUUCACACGCUCCCUGGGCUCCUACAGAUUGCUCCGCACAGCCAGUCCAUUUGACAGGAGGGUGACAUGUCUCGAGUGGCACCCCAGCUACCUCAGCAAGGUGGCUGUGGGCUCCAAAGGUGGAGACAUCAUCUUGUGGGACUAUGAGGAGCUGAACAAUGCAGCCUUCAUACAAGGGAAAGGUGCUGGUGACUCUAUUGGGGAAAUGAAGUUCUGUCCCUCAGAUGCAUCCAAAGUCUAUGUGGCCUCUGGUGAUGGCACACUCACCUUGCAGAGCUUUGAGCACCUACCGAGUGAGACGAUUUCUCAAGUCCCCAGCUGUAGCCAUGGCCAUCACAGUCUUUGUUACUGGUACUGCUGUGUGGAUGUUUCUUUGAGUCGCCAAAUGGUCGUUACUGGGGACAAUGCAGGCAGAUUGCUUUUGUUUGGACUGGAUGGACAAGAGAUCUUAAAUGAGAAGCUACACAAGGGUAAAGUGACCCAUGCAGAAUUCAACCCUCGCUAUGACUGGCUCAUGGCAACAUCAUCUGUUGACACCACUGUUAAGCUGUGGGACCUCAGAAACAUUAAAGACAAAAACAGUUACUUGCAUGAAAUCCCUCAUAAGAAGCCUGUUAAUGCUGCUUAUUUCAACCCAACUGACUGUACCAAGCUUCUCACUACAGACCAGAUGGAUGAGAUCAGGAUAUAUUCCUCAUUUGAUUGGUCUAAGCCAUCUCAGGUUAUUGUACACCCACAUCGACAGUUCCAGCACCUGACACCCAUCAAGGCAACUUGGCACCCCAUAUAUGAUCUCAUUGUUGUUGGCCGUUACCCUGAUGACCGUGUCUUUACUGAUGAUGAGAGAACCAUUGAUAUAUUUGAUGCCAACACAGGCAGGCUUGUGAAUCAGCUGAAAGACCCCAACACCCAUGGCAUUGUGUCUCUCAACAAAUUCCAUCCAAUGGGGAGCGUAUUGGCAUCUGGAAUGGGUUAUAAUAUUUUGAUCUGGAGCCAGGAUGAUACUGUAAGCCAGAUGCUUGGAACACAAAGAGAGGAAAGAACAGAGUCUGGAGAGAGAGAUGGAAACUCUAGAGUCCAGCAGAGAGCUCAGCAGCACCCCCGACCAAGACCAAAAACCAAAACUGAAUGUAAAAUGGUGAAAAAGAAGUCAUAGAUGGGCUCUGCCGCUACUUAAAGAUUAUAUGUACAAUAGACAUCGUUGUAAGACAAUGAUGUAUCCAUUUUCAUACAGCUUUUUUUUAUUUUAAGAUAUUUUUCCAGUUUUUAAACUUUAUAACUUUUUAAACAUUGUUUAUUCAUAUAAUAUACUUUGUACUGGUUAGAAUAGCAAGGAAGAGUCAUAUUGGAAACAAAAAGUUAAAAAAUAAAACAGCAUGGGUAUUUA